Messenger RNA from Punica granatum (pomegranate), 1064 nucleotides. NCBI's taxonomy places the organism in Eukaryota, Viridiplantae, Streptophyta, Magnoliopsida, Myrtales, Lythraceae. The record is from RefSeq and is a predicted model, not a curated record.
CCACAUUCUAUUAUCGAAAGACGAGUGAGUGAGUGAGUGACUGAUGAGUGUUCUGUUCAGCUAGUUAGCAAUAGCUUAUCGAUACGAACUGCUACGGUAGAUUCUACAGAUUAUCGCGCGUCUGGCCAUGAAUGACUCUGUGGACAAGCUGGUUAUCUUCCUGGCGAAGAGAGAUGGGAUCGACAAGCUCGUGAAGACCUUCCAGUAUGUCUCCAAGCUCGUCCACUGGCAUGUUGAAGCAGACCACCCGGACCUAGCCAAGCGGUUCAAGCAUUGGGAGGUCGCAUCGGGCCUCAGUCGCAAGGCCUUCAGGACCGGUCGCUUCCUCACGGGUUUCAACGCCCUUCGCAGGGCUCCCGGUGCAAGCCCGACCCUCCGGUUCAUUGCGGUGCUCGCCAAUGCUGGGGAGAUGGUCUACUUCUUCUUCGACCACUUCCUCUGGCUCGCUCGGAUUGGAACCCUUGACCCGAGCCUGGCACGGAGGAUGAGCUUCAUAUCGGCAUUUGGGGAGUCGUUCGGGUACAUAUUCUUCAUGUUAACGGACUUCAUCAUGCUCAAGAAGGAACUAGAGGAAGAGAGGAGGCUCGCCAAAUCGAAAGAAGCUGACCAGAAGGAGAAGGCAUUGGAGAGAAUUAGGAAGAUCAGAGGGGAUAGGAUCAUGAGGCUGAUGGCAGUGGCAGCAAAUCUGGCGGACUUGAUCAUCGGGCUGGCGGAUAUCGAACCGAACCCGUUUUGCAACCACGCGGUGACGCUCGGGAUCAGCGGUUUGGUCUCUGCAUGGGCGGGUUGGUACAGGAAUUGGCCAUCUUGAGGUGAACUGACAUUCAAGCAAAUCAGUAUACGUACGUGGAGAUCAAUGAAUUACUUUUUCAGCGUAUGGCAUAAACAUAUAUCAUACAUGGAGCAUGGACUAACAACGACUGAAUGUGCAGUUCAUGUUCAUGUGAUAAUUCUCAAUCUUUUUUUCUCUCUCUCUAUCUCUCUCCUUUCUUCCCCCUUCCUUUCAUGAUAAUAUAAUGUCAUCAUUUCUUCUCGAACACGUGGAAAUAAUUUUUUUUCUUUUU